AUGGAAAACAUACCAGUUAUGUUGGACGAACAGAAGCGACGACGGCAAUGUUGUUUGUCCGAGGAACGUGAUGUUAGUAUCGGCCCUGAUUGGGUUAGGCAGUUUUUGGAUAUGUCGGAUGAAGAAUUAACCGAGGUUGUUUCGUCAGGUGAAGUGAAUAAACCUAAUGUAGACGUUGAAGAAGAUGAUGAUGACUGUGUGAUUCUUGAUGGUGACCCGGAAAAGCAAGUUACGCAUGUGAAUGAUUCUCCAAAUGGUUCUGAUGAGUUACUUGUAGUUGGGGAAAAGGGUCAGAUUGCAUGCAGAGACUAUCCUCAUCCGCGGCAUCUUUGUGCUACUUUUCCUUAUUCUUCAACCCCUCAUGAGAGAUACUGUGCCCAGUGCCACUGUUAUGUGUGUGACUCUCCAGCACCGUGUCUGAAAUGGGGCAAUGGUCUUUUAACUACGGAUCAUUGUCAUGCAACUGAUAGAUCUGAGACAUGGAAAACUCUGAGAAAAGAUUCCAAGCGGGUUAAGAAUGUCCCAUUGCCAGCUUCAACCAACAAUGGUACUUUAGGUAAUGUUGUGAAUUCUCAACAUAACCGUAUUUUGCCGUUUAAUAACGCGCCUCUGUCUUCAAAUUCCAUGUUGAUGAAUCAGACAUCAAGGACAAAGGUGUUGUGUAUGCGCGGCUUAGUAAAUCUUACUCCUCAAAAUCAGGCGACUCAUCUGUCUUCAAAUUCCAUGUUAACAAGUCUGACGUCAAGGUCAAUGGCAUUGCGUGCGUGCCCAGUAAAUCUCACUCCUCAAAAUCAGGCUGCUUGUCCGAUAACCAUGAAUGCAUGCUCUUCACAAAGGUCUAUAUUACAGCAGAAUCACGCCUUGUGGUCAACUGAAAUGCAUCCAUUCUCGGGAAAUUUCGUACCUCAAAAUCAGGCCUCUCAGCCAAUUAGAAUGAAUGCAAUCAAUGCAUUGUCCUCACUAAGUUCUAGAUUACAUAAUCAAGGUUCAAAUUCAAUCUAUUCACGUCCACUCUCAGACAAUUUCGUACAUCAGAAUCAGGCCUCUCAGCGGAUUACGGUGAAGGAAAUUUCCUCGCUAAAUUCUAGAUUACAGAAUCAGAUAUCCAGGUCAAAUAAUGUCCUUGGAUGCUCUACAGAUUCCAACUUAACAAUCCCAAAUGGCACAAACAACAGUAGAUAUCAAGAACCCGGAUCUACAUUGGUGAGAAACAGGUAUCCUUCGCACACUGCUCCAAGAAUGUCUCUAGGUGUACAAAGUCACCUCAUCCAAAAGAAGCCAGGGCACAGAGUCAACAGGAUAGACAGCAUUGGCAUUGGGAACACUGCCGCAACGAACUGUGUUACACCUCUCAGUGCAUCUAGUUUCAUCAACCAUGUCAAUCCACCACAUGGUGAUAGAAAUCAUGCUGCUGCAACAGAAUUUUCAAAUAGCAGAAACUGUUACGCACACAAUAAUGAUGUUUUGAUUGCCCAAACAAUUAAUUUAUUGCUUGCACAACCAAACCAUAGUCCAGCAUAUGAAACUCAACCAUGUUACCAGUCAAAUAAUAACCUGAGUCCUUACGGAUAUUGUGAUAUUCAGGCUAACGAUUCUCUUUCGAGUUACCUGGCUCGCCUGAACAAAAAUGAGCAUGAAAUUGGAAAUCAAAAUGAAAAUAUCAUCAACAGUGGAGCUAGAGUGCAAAAUGUUUUCCAACAGAAACCUGAUGGUGGGAUUGAAAAUGAAGGUUUCAUAGCUAAAGAGUCCAAUACUAAUGAAAAUAUUUCUUAUGUUGAAAACUUAGUAUCUAAUGCUAACGAGUGUAGUACUCCAUUUUCUGGAAAUACUCACCUGUCAUUGGAUGAGAUCAAGCACUGGCUUCUUGAUUCCAAUUAA
Lathyrus sativus (Indian pea) is the source of this 1878-nucleotide messenger RNA. NCBI's taxonomy places the organism in Eukaryota, Viridiplantae, Streptophyta, Magnoliopsida, Fabales, Fabaceae. The record is from the annotation of a GenBank genome assembly.